AUGGCUGCAAGAAUGGUAUCGACUGUCAACAACUGGCAAUCGGACGGGAUAUGGGACAUUCGAUGGAGACGAAGUUUCGCUGCUCGCGAGUUUUUCCGGGCCGUGAGAGACGGAGCUUAUGUCAUCCAUCUGCCCGGUUUCAGGAAGGCCGAAAGGAGAAAGGAUGAAGCAUCCGCCGACAAAGCGCGUCUGCAGCGCCGGAACCACCAAGAAAAAGCCGUUGGGAAUACUCUCAUUAAUUUAUGGAACUGCUAUCAUCUAGCCGAUUUCACUGCCAUGUCGACCAUCCAGCAGCGCAAAGCUGAAAUCCUCGCCAAAAGAGCCAAGCUUGCUGAGCUAAAACGGCAACGCGAGCUCCGGCAGCAGGAGUUCAACCAGAACCGGGCCAACGGUGGUGACACUUCAGAGGCCUCAACUCUUGUUCCCAGCCGCUCGGAUAGCAGAGCAGAGCUCGAUGACCUGAUCUCCCGUCUCGUCGACCGUCCUGCGUCGGGUUCAUUCAGUCAUGGUGGAGAUGGCCCGUCGCGCAAAGGGAGCAGGCCGAACUCUGUUCUAAGUGCCAGCCAGCUGAGUGGGGAUAACGUGGAAGCAUUUUCGUCCCCUACGCGACCCCUAUCCCAGUCGAUUGCCAUUCAAACUGACGCUACCGAUUUCCUGCCUGUUGCUACUGAAGCACGACCCCCCUCUGAACCAAAAAAGGAAAUUGUCACCUACAGCAAAAGCGUACAGACAGAUGACUGGAAACGGCCCCGUUCAGACUCGCCAGAUGGCUCGGUUGAUUUCGAGAAUGAGGAUUUGUUAGAGACGUCGCGGUUAAGCAAGAGAUUGAGCAAGAGAGAGCGCGAACUUCAAGAAGAUAUUCGAAAGAAGAUACGUAAGGAAAUUGAGGAGGAGCUACAGGCAUCCCAACAGUCCAGUGGAGAAGAACCGACCAGCCAAUCUUCGCAGUUGAGGUAUCCUCUACGCACACUGUCAGAAGACGAAUUGAAGGCCGUCACAUCAUCCGAAGAGUUCUUUGACUUUGUUGAGAGGUCCACUAAAGUGAUUGAACGUGCUCUAGAUGAGGAUUAUGAUGUCUUGGCCGACUACGAACUCGGUGGGGUGGAUGGUGAAUUAGAUGAGGAUGAAGGAGAUGGAAAGAAGAAGAGGAGCAUUAAGGAAGUCUGUCAGUUCUGGGAUGAGCGGUGGAGCAAGAAACGCAUGAUCAGCGAUCUGAGCUUUUCUCCAAAGUUCCCAGAACUUGUUCUCGCUUCCUACACCAAAAACCCCUCCGCUCCCCAUGAACCAGACGGCCUGGUACAGGUUUGGAACCAGCAUUUACACUCUCGUCCGGAGUAUAUAUUCCAUUCGACCUCCGAUAUCCUUACGGCCAAAUUCUCACCAUUUCACCCCAACCUCAUCAUCGGUGGUUCAUAUUCUGGACAAGUUCUGCUGUGGGACACUCGUUCCUCUCGUGCUGGUGGGGGUGCACCGGUACAAAAGACACCCUUGACGGGUUCCGGACACACGCAUCCGGUCUAUAGUAUUGCUAUAGUGGGAACGCAGAAUGCUCAUAAUAUCCUGACUGUGUCAACAGACGGCGUUGUGUGUGGCUGGACAGUUGACAUGCUCUCCCAGCCGCAAGAAUACCUUGAACUAACUACUCCCCCACCGUCCAAGACUGAGGAUCUAGCCCCCACGUCACUGUCUUUCCCACAGUCCGACCCAACCUUCUUUAUCGUUGGUACUGAAGAAGGGAGCAUCUAUCCCUGUCACCGAUACGAUAGGGCGGGCUCCAAGGCUGGGAUAGACCAACGCCUUGCAUACCGUGGCCACGCGGCUCCGGUCAUGUCAACGGCUUUCCACCCAGCGCGAGGUCCAGUUGAUCUAGGCGACUUGAUGCUCAGUUCCAGUUUAGACUGGAGUGUAAAACUUUGGCGCAUACGUCCACCGGCAACCACGACAUCUGCUACUUCUGCCACAGCUGCACCCCAGGUUGUUUCGCCGAUACUGGAUAUUAAUCGCGAAGAUGUCGUCUACGAUGCCCGCUGGUCUCCCUCCCGUCCUGGCGUAUUUGCCCUUGUCGACGGAGCGGGAAAUGUGGAAGUGUGGGACCUUUAUACGGAUACAGAAAUCCCUGUUGUGCGUACCACGCCAUCGAGGGGCCGUGGUGGGAUCUUAACAAAGGGCUUGAACAAGGUAGCCUGGGAGGAGCGCGAAGGCAGACGCCUAGCGGCUGGUGGCCUCGAUGGUGUGGUUACUGUUUUCGAAGUUGGAAGGGGCCUUGGAGGUACUUUUGAAGAAGUGCCUUCGGAAGAAUGGACAGGAAUGAAACGUUUAAUUGGAAACUUGGAACAAAAAGACCGCGCAGCUUGAAAUUCGAAGGUCGAUUUGAUUCCACUCGUGACUCUCCUCCAUAAUACUAACUCAUACAUCCCUUCUUGGAUUUCGAUGAUCGUCUAUCAUACUCCUUGCAACACCCUCUGAAAGGCACGUUUACGCUUUUAUUGUCAUCACUAGCCGGUUCUUGUUGGUAUGUUACCAAGUUAUUGUGGGAACUUAGCGGAAGAGCUCUCGACUUCUAUAAUUUCCUUGUUUGCAUGAUAUACCCCAAUGAUGUGCCUUUGUAUAUAUCUGUUUAUUUAGCAUUGGUAGAUAUGGAAUGAGAGGCCGCAGAGCCAUAGUUAAUAUAUUUUCUU
Monascus purpureus is the source of this 2678-nucleotide messenger RNA. The record is from the annotation of a GenBank genome assembly. Lineage: Eukaryota; Fungi; Ascomycota; Eurotiomycetes; Eurotiales; Aspergillaceae.